This is a messenger RNA of Callithrix jacchus (white-tufted-ear marmoset), 9460 nucleotides long. It is a transcript of the gene ADCY8, whose product is annotated as adenylate cyclase 8. NCBI's taxonomy places the organism in Eukaryota, Metazoa, Chordata, Mammalia, Primates, Cebidae. Gene Ontology annotation, molecular function: adenylate cyclase activity. Gene Ontology annotation, cellular component: plasma membrane. The record is from RefSeq and is a predicted model, not a curated record. Gene Ontology annotation, biological process: cAMP biosynthetic process; adenylate cyclase-activating G protein-coupled receptor signaling pathway; intracellular signal transduction.
UGGGACUGGUUUAAGUCACCAGGAGUGUCUGACCGCUCUGACAGGUCUCCAAAUUCCUCCCAGUCGCCUGGUGCCUGCAGCGCGCUUCAGAGCUCCAGGGUGGCACGCGGCGGCACUUCCCUGGAUCCAGAGGCGUCUCUGUCGACUUCCAAGCGGCCUCAGGCCUCCCUUCUCCUCCAAACCUUCGCCGCACCCUGCAAGCUUCAGUUCUCAACCUCGGAUACCCGCACCGGCGGCUCCUCUUGGUUCUCGGAGCUCUUGGCUUUGGAGCCCACCCUACUUUCUCCUUCCCCCGCCUCCUGGUCCUCCUAGCUCCGAGCCAAAUGGACUCCAAAGAACGAAGUAAAGGGGAUGGGAACUGUGUGCUGCGACCCUUCGAAAGCACAGCUGGAAGCGUUGACCUCGUCUUAUAGCUCAGGCUGGGACCCUGGGGCUAGAGUCCCCACACCCUCUCCGGGAGGAAUGCUUCUGGCCAGAGCCAGCGCUGAGCUGUCAAUCCUUGCUCCAGAUCUAGGAAGGAGCCAAGGAGUGAGCCUCAGCAUACCCCUUCCUCCAAAUUAACUAUUUGGUGACUUGUUAGCGCCGAGGCUACCCCUGCUCCAAACCUGUCGCAGGGCGCCCCAACACCUCACCGUGCCCCCCUCCUCCUUCUUUGCUCCCGCCCCCAGCUCCGCCUCUGCUCCCCAUCCCGGCGCAAUGGAGUUCUCCGAAGGGCGAUGAUUCCAACCACAUCUGCUAACUUCGCACCCAUCGCUGCCGCCGGUCACCCCCGGCCGGGCCCCCUGAAGCUGCGGAGCAGUGGGCGUCCGGAGCCCAGUGCUGCAGCCAGGACCCGCCCGAUGCGCAGCAGAAGCUUGGCGCCCAGGAGCCUAGGCGUCUCUUGGAGAGCAAAGGCUGCGCCAAGACGCUGAGCCUAGAACCAACCAAGGAGCCUGUGUCCAGGAAGGGGCUGCGUGGCUCGGAGCGCUGCAGCUCCUGCGGACAAAUAGCCACUGCCGCUGCGUACCCAAGCUGCGCCAACUGGCGGGAGAGAGGCGCGCAAGGACGCGGAGGUCCGCCGCGGAUCUUCCAGGUGCCCUUUGCCCCUGGGCACAGUAUGACCUGACCUACAGGGAGCCCUGACCCAGGGCUCCUGCAACGGGGCAGCCUAGGAUAGAGGGGAUCGCUGCCAAGCUCCUACUAGGCCGCCUUCGAGUCUUUAGGAACCCCCUCCUCCGGCUGCCUCCCCAAGGUUCUGAGCCUCCCUCCUGCGGCCCAGCGCCAUGGAGCUCUCCGGUGUGCGCUGCCUUACAGGCAGCGAGGAACUCUACACCAUCCACCCGACGCCCCCGGCCGGCGACGGCAGGAGCAGCUCCCGGCCGCAGCGGCUGCUGUGGCAGACGGCGGUGCGGCACAUCACGGAGCAGCGUUUCAUUCACGGGCACCGGGGAGGCAGCGGCGGUGGGAGCGGAGGCUCCAGCAAAGCCUCGGACCCCGCGGGCGCCGGCCCCAACCACCACCACGCGCCGCAGCUGUCAGGCGACUCGGGGCUUCCCCUCUACUCGCUUGGCCCGGGAGAGCGAGCGCACAGCACCUGCGGCACUAAAGUCUUCCCGGAACGAAGCGGGAGCGGCAGUGCCAGCGGCAGCGGGGGCGGGGGCGACUUGGGCUUCCUGAACCUUGACUGUGCCCCGAGCAACUCGGAUUUCUUCCUCAACGGGGGCUACAGCUACAGAGGGGUGAUUUUCCCCACCUUACGCAACUCCUUCAAGUCUCGGGAUUUGGAACGCCUCUACCAGCGCUAUUUCUUGGGCCAGAGGCGCAAAUCAGAAGUGGUGAUGAACGUGCUGGACGUGCUGACCAAACUCACUCUCUUGGUCCUGCACUUGAGCCUGGCCUCCGCCCCGAUGGACCCGCUCAAGGGCAUCCUGCUGGGCUUCUUCACCGGCAUUGAGGUGGUGAUCUGCGCCCUGGUGGUGGUCAGGAAAGACACCACCUCGCACACGUACCUUCAGUACAGUGGCGUGGUCACCUGGGUGGCCAUGACCACCCAGAUCCUGGCAGCAGGCCUCGGCUACGGGCUCCUGGGCGACGGCAUAGGCUACGUGCUCUUCACGCUCUUUGCCACCUACAGCAUGCUGCCGCUGCCGCUCACCUGGGCCAUCCUGGCCGGCCUGGGCACCUCACUGCUGCAGGUGAUCCUCCAAGUGGUCAUCCCUCGGCUGGCGGUCAUUUCCAUCAACCAGGUUGUGGCCCAGGCAGUGUUAUUCAUGUGUAUGAACACAGCUGGAAUCUUCAUCAGUUACCUGUCAGACCGGGCCCAGCGCCAAGCUUUCCUGGAGACUCGGAGGUGUGUGGAGGCCAGGCUGCGCCUAGAGACAGAGAACCAAAGACAGGAGCGGCUGGUUCUUUCUGUGCUCCCCCGGUUUGUUGUCCUGGAAAUGAUCAACGACAUGACCAAUGUGGAAGACGAGCACCUGCAGCACCAGUUCCAUCGGAUCUACAUCCACCGCUAUGAGAAUGUCAGUAUUCUUUUCGCAGAUGUUAAAGGAUUUACCAACCUCUCCACGACCUUGUCUGCUCAGGAGCUGGUCAGGAUGCUCAACGAGCUCUUUGCCAGAUUUGAUCGACUGGCCCAUGAGCAUCACUGCCUUCGUAUUAAAAUCCUGGGGGACUGCUACUACUGCGUGUCCGGACUUCCUGAGCCCCGCCAGGACCAUGCCCACUGCUGUGUUGAAAUGGGUCUCAGCAUGAUCAAAACCAUCAGGUAUGUGCGGUCAAGGACAAAACACGAUGUUGACAUGAGGAUUGGAAUCCACUCAGGCUCGGUGCUGUGUGGUGUUUUGGGACUAAGGAAGUGGCAAUUUGAUGUCUGGUCUUGGGAUGUGGACAUUGCAAACAAACUCGAAUCUGGAGGAAUCCCUGGGAGGAUUCACAUUUCCAAAGCCACGCUGGACUGUCUCAACGGUGACUAUAACGUGGAAGAGGGUCAUGGUAAAGAGAGGAAUGAAUUCCUGAGGAAGCAUAAUAUAGAGACUUACUUAAUUAAGCAGCCUGAGGACAGUCUGCUGUCCUUGCCUGAAGAUAUUGUCAAAGAGUCAGUGAGCUCCUCAGACCGGAGAAACAGUGGGGCCACGUUCACUGAAGGAUCCUGGAGCCCUGAACUGCCCUUCGAUAAUAUCGUGGGGAAACAGAAUACUCUGGCUGCCCUAACAAGAAAUUCAAUAAAUCUGCUUCCAAACCAUCUUGCACAAGCUUUGCAUGUCCAGUCUGGGCCUGAGGAAAUUAACAAGAGAAUAGAACAUACCAUCGACUUGCGGAGUGGCGAUAAAUUGAGAAGAGAGCAUAUCAAGCCAUUCUCACUGAUGUUUAAAGACUCCAGCCUGGAGCAUAAGUAUUCUCAAAUGAGGGAUGAAGUAUUCAAGUCAAACUUGGUCUGUGCAUUUAUCGUUCUUCUGUUUAUCACGGCAAUACAAAGUUUGCUUCCUUCUUCAAGAGUGAUGCCAAUGACCAUCCAGUUCUCCAUUCUGAUUAUGCUGCACUCGGCUCUGGUCCUCAUCACCACGGCAGAGGAUUACAAGUGUUUGCCCCUCCUCCUCCGGAAAACUUGCUGUUGGAUUAAUGAGACCUAUUUGGCCCGGAACGUCAUCAUCUUUGCAUCCAUCUUGAUUAAUUUUCUGGGUGCCAUCUUAAAUAUCCUGUGGUGUGAUUUUGACAAGUCGAUACCCUUGAAGAACCUGACUUUCAAUUCCUCAGCUGUAUUUACAGAUAUCUGCUCCUACCCAGAGUACUUUGUCUUCACUGGGGUGUUGGCCAUGGUGACCUGUGCAGUUUUCCUCCGGCUGAACUCUGUCCUGAAGCUGGCAGUGCUGCUGAUCAUGAUUGCCAUCUAUGCCCUGCUUACUGAGACCGUCUAUGCAGGCCUCUUUCUGCGUUAUGACAACCUCAACCACAGUGGAGAAGAUUUCCUGGGGACCAAGGAGGCCUCGCUGCUGCUGAUGGCCAUGUUCCUUCUGGCUGUGUUCUACCAUGGACAGCAGCUGGAGUACACGGCCCGCUUGGACUUCCUUUGGCGAGUGCAGGCCAAAGAGGAGAUCAAUGAGAUGAAGGAGCUGAGGGAACACAAUGAGAACAUGCUCCGGAAUAUCUUACCCAGCCACGUGGCCCGCCAUUUCCUAGAGAAAGACCGAGACAAUGAGGAGCUAUAUUCUCAAUCCUAUGAUGCUGUUGGGGUGAUGUUUGCCUCCAUCCCAGGAUUUGCGGACUUUUACUCUCAGACUGAGAUGAAUAACCAGGGAGUGGAAUGCCUGCGCUUGCUGAAUGAGAUCAUUGCUGACUUCGAUGAGGCUCCACGAGUCUAAUGAAAGCAUUCUGUGGGGGAAAUACUCAUGCUACACUUCAUUUCCAUCCAUGAAGUUGACAGAAGUGGGCCUUCUCCUCCCCCAUUCCCCAUCCUGAAGGACAUCAGAGUCCAUCCAGCUGCUGAAGCCUGAAGUGGGAAGUGAUUCAUUGAGAAAAUGCUAUGGAAGAAGCCAAAUCCCAGCCUGACCCCGAGGGAACUCAGGCACACAAACGGUACAGCUGUCUCACACCGAGGCAGGGGCCAGGCUUUUGGAUCCCAUGUUGGUCAUGGCCUGCCCUGGUAGGGGUACAUGACCUCCCAGGCAUUUCCAGCAAGGGGGUGCUCAUGAGGCCAGGCAGACUCUCCAGAAGAGGAUGCAGCAAUGCAUUGUUGGUAGCCGGCACUCGUGGCAUUUUGGAGGAUGGCCCCACGAAGGAGCGUGAGGUGGGAAACACAGCAACUGCCGCAGCACUCUACACAGCAGCCUCUCCCUCCAUCCCUACGCUUGAUCAGCUGCUGAGCCUGGUGAAGUCCUUCUUUCCAUUGUAUAUGUUUGUGUGCAAAAUGUGAUGCUUUGACACAUGUAUACAUAGUGGACUUAUUAAAUUAACCUAAUUAACAUCCCCGCCAACUCACGUGUUACCACUUUUUUGUGGCAAAAACAUUUAAGGUCCACUCUCUUGGCAAUUUUCAAGUAUCCAAUACAUUAUUACUCUAUCAUUACACUGUAUUAACUAUAGUCACUAUGCUAUGCAGUGAAUCUCCAGGACGUAUUCCUCUUGUCUAACUAAAACUUUAUACCUUUAACUAAGAUCUUUCUGUUCCCACCAUACCCCCCAGGCUCUGAUAACCACCAUUCUGUUCUGCUUCUGAGUUUGACGUGUUUAGACUCCAUGUAUAAGUGAUAUCAGUGUAUUUGUCUUCUGGGCCUGGCUUAUUUCACUUAGCAUCGUACCCUCCAGGCCCUUCCAUGUUGUUGUAAAUGACAAGUUUUCCUUCUUUUGGUGGCUGAAUAGUAUUCCACUGUGUGUGUGUGUGUGUGAGUGUGUGCGUGUGUGUGUUUGCAUGCAUGCGUGUGCACGCACGUAUGGAUGUGUGUGUAUCCAUUCAUUUCUCAAUGGACACUUAGGCUGAUUCCAUAUUUUGCCUGUUGUGAACACGCUAUGAUUAACAUGGGUGUGCAGAGAUCUCAUCAAUUUUCUUAAUUGCUCUCACACCUGCCUUUCUCUCACCAUCAAAGCUACUUAUACCUUGCUUCAGGACAUAUUAUUUCUCUCCUAGAUAACUGCAGUUACCUACUAUUGGCUCUCCCUGCCUGCAUCUCACCAUUAGCAACCACCAAAGGCAGGAGUAUUUUGUCACAUCCUUUUGAAGCCUAAACCCUUCAGUCAGCUCUAGCAGGUCAGCAGGGGCCUUGCACUCACUGUUCCUGUCUCCUCUCCAGUCUUACCUCUCUCUGCAUGCCACCUGGCCAGCACCAUCUGAGUGCUUACAAGCUAGCAAGCCCACCUGGCUCUCACACACUGCACUUUCUGCCUGGAGGCCAUGCCAUCCUCACCCUUACCCCAUCCUCUCCCCCUCAACUCCAUGGCCAGCUGAAAAGCUAACAUUCAUUGAACAGUCAAUGCAGUAUUACUUCUACUUUUGAAGGCUUUUCUAACUCCUGUCUCUACCCAGAUAAAUGUUGUCACUCCUUUUUUUUUUUUUUCUCGAGUCAGAGUCUUGCUCUGUCGCCCAAGCUGGAGUGCGAUCUCAGCUCACUGCAACCUCCAUCUCCUGUGUUCAAGCAAUUCUCCUGCCUCAGCCUCUUGAGUAGCUAGGGGUGCAUGCCACCAUGCCUGGCUAAUUUUUUGUAUUUUUAGUAGAAACAGCAUUUUACCAUGUUGGCCAGGCUGGUCUCAGGCUCCUAACCUUGUGAUCUGCCUGCCUCAGCCUCCCAAAGUGCUGGGAUUACAGGCAUGAGCUACCAUGCCCGGCCUUCACUCCUUUUUUAAUUGAAAAUGUAUACUCUAAAACAUCUUCUAUCAUAGAGGCUGAAACCCUUCAGUACUACCCUGUCUACCAUCCACUGCCCACUUAGCUCUAGGGCAGAAACCUGUGUUAUUAAUCCCUAUAGGUUUUUACGUGUGUUUCCAGAAACGCAAGCAUUUUCAAUACAUAUCACUUAAUAGUGAUUUAUCUCUCACACAAACCCUUAGGCUAGGAAUUAUUAGCUUUCACUUUAUAAAUAAGCAAAGCUGAGACUUAGACACACCAAGAAUGACCAGGAUCACAUACCAUUAAGUGGGAAAGCCAAGAUUUAAACUUCAGUCUCCCAUACUAUUUUGAUGUGUGAUCAUUUGUGUUGCACUGUUUCUCACUUACCUGGCACUUCAUGGUAAUGAUUUUGUAGCCGUAAGCUUAAUCAUGGCCAUUGUAGUUGUCUUGGGAUAGCUGUAGGGGGUCAAGGUGGAUAAGACCUAAUCACUUCUUGCCUCCCAAGGCUUCACCAUACAAUGGGAGGCAGGGUGACUGUGAGUUGCUCUUACACAAGAAGUCACUGGUAAGUGUCCUAGUACCGAGGGCCUUGCAAGGUGAGGAGGGGAAGGCAAUUUUGUGACAAUAGCGCCUUUAACUCCUAUCUCUAUGCUAGGCCACAAGCUCACUAAAAUGGAAACCAUAUUCUUGUAGCUGGUUAAGUCUCCAAGGCCUAGCUCUGUGUCUAGCACAUAAGAGAUGGACAUGGCAGAUGCUUGCUAAGUACUUACCUAAAGAACUAAUUAAUGGGAGGACAUAAACAGGCAGAUAGAUGAAGAUAGGUUAAUGUAAUUCAAAACAUACUUAACAAUUUCUAAUUACCCUAUUAAAAAUAUUUGACUAAAGAUUAAGACGUCAAGCUUUGUUGUAGUUUAAACUUUAUAGCAGAUGUGUCCAUCGUUUUGGCUUCCUUGGGCCACAUUGAAAGAAGAAUUGUCUUGGGCUACAUAUAAAAUACACUAACACUAACGAUAGCUGAUGAGCUUUAAAAAUUCGCAAAAGGAAAUAUCUCAUGUUUUAAAACGGUUUACAAAUUUGUGUUGGGCCACAUUCAAAGCCAUUCUGAACCACAGGUGAACAAACCAUCUUCCAAAGCGACCCAUCUUCUAUAGCAACCCAUCUUUCAGAAAUGCUCCCGUUCACAUUUUAAAAUUGUAAUGAAUAAAGUACAUUUGAAUUACAUUUGCGUCUCAGUGAACCGAAUUAUAGACACUCUGGAGUCUUCCAAAGCAGAGAAAGAGAGCAGUGCCCCCUAGUGGUUGAAAUUGGUGUUUGCAGAAGGACGUUAGAGAAAAGGGGUUUGGUCUAGGAGGCUGGAUUGUUCAGAACCUGGGCUUUAGACUAGGAGGAAAAGUGUGAAUAAGAGAAGGAGGGGGAGAAGUAGAUGGGGAGGAGAGGAGAGAGAAGAGAGACAGCGAUGAGGAGAAAAGAGGAGGAAAGGAAGGAGGUGGAAGAGAAAGGGUGGAACAGGGGAAGGUGGAAGGGGGAAGGUCAGGGAGAAUGUAGUCAACAGGAAAAAUAAAAAUGUGGCCUGAAUUGCCAGCCCCAAGCACUCUCCACUUUGCCUGUGUGGGCCCGUGGGUCACUCAGACAUGCCGUUGUUUUGUUUUGUUUUUGAUCAAGAGAGACCCUCUAGAUUCUGCCUGGCCAUGUUCACUUCAGUACUGACGCUUCUCUUCUAGCUGAUAUAAUCACCACCAGAAACUGAGAUCAUGCAAAAUUCUUUCCUGGCUCAGAGGAAACCUAAACUCUGCACAGAUCACACCCUCCAAGACUGUGUUUGCAAUAACCCAACUCAAGGGCUCCUCACCCCUCAGCCCCUACCUCAACAAAAUGCCAAAGACCCCUCUCACAUCUCACUUCUUCAUUUGUUCUAGUGAACAGUGGGCUGAUCAGGGACCACAGUAUGAGCCCAGACACUUUUAGCUAUAGAGUAAAUCAAUCUGCUGCAUGGACUCCAAACUCUCCUUUCUGACUCCAAACUAUCUUCUGAGGGAGAGGCUUACCCGAGCCUGAAACUGGCUCUCGGCCAAGUGGUUCUGAUGAGAAGAGAAGGAAAAGUACCUGCUCUCCACAGGACCCCAUCAGAUCAGUCCACCGCCAGUGGGAAGCUGCAGGAAAGUAGCUACAGGGAGGCAGAGGGAAGGAGGUGAGCAAUUGAAGAUGUUCCAGGAUUUUUAAGUGGAAACAUUAGCAACUGAAGAGCUGCCACAACACCACAUCUGUUUUGUUUGUGUCUGAGGGCAAAGGUCAGUCAUGAUGCAAGACCGAAGACCUGAGGACCCUGGGCACAAUAUGCAGAAUCUCAGUGGGAGCAGGAGAGGGGCUUCACUUUAGUUCAGGAAACAAAAAUAAUAAACGAAGCCUGCCUAUGCUGUAAAUCAGGUUACACACACACACAUACACCAAAGCAAAGCACCUACGUGUGUUCUCCAUGUUCCCAGAAGAGUUUCUCUCAAGGAGGAAUUUUCCAAGUUUUCUUAGCUCCUGAUUAAUUUUGAAACAAUGCCUGAAACAAGAGAGUCUAUGAAGAACCCACCUUUUCUGCUGCAUCUGCUUGUCUGUCCUCCUCAGGAUGACAUGAGACCCUGAGGAUAUUACAAUCUUAAAUGAAGGUAAAAAGUUAGAACAUCAGAAAUUGCAACUAAAUGUCUGCCAAGAGUCAGAAUAAGAAGACAAAGUUUAGACUUGGAAAUCAGUGAGGUUUGAGUUGGAGCCUAGCUCUCCCACUCAGGGCUGGCUUCAUGAGCGUGCAGCCUGUGCAGUCACGAAAGGGACCCACACUUGUUUUAACAUUCUGCUGUUGUUCUCAUGUAAGUCUUAAUUUUUGAACAAGGUGUUCCACAUUUUCAUUUUGCACUGGGCCCUGCAAAUUAUGUGGCUAGUCCUGUCUCCCCUUUCUCACCCUGGGAUCUUGGGACAUACUAUUUUACCACAUGGGGACUCUGUUUAUUCAUCUGCAGAAUAGUUCUGAGAAUAGCAGGCUCAAAGUGCCACACAGAGAAACAGAUGAGCAAUGGAGGCAGAACCCCUAGUUCUGUGCACCAAUGUAUGUGGACACCCCCUCUUCCAGUCUACUUUUUUAUUUUUUAUUUUUUUUAAUUUAUUUAUUUUACUUUAGGU